Molecule: messenger RNA, 1674 nt
Organism: Cydia splendana
Lineage: Eukaryota; Metazoa; Arthropoda; Insecta; Lepidoptera; Tortricidae
Product: sensory neuron membrane protein 2-like
Exons: 10
Coding region: 116-1672 (518 amino acids)
Cellular component (GO): cytoplasm; membrane
Molecular function (GO): scavenger receptor activity
Source: RefSeq, a predicted model, not a curated record
AAAUAACAUGUUUUUUAAAUAAAAAAAGUUGGUUUUUGGAAUUAAAGUGCGUUUGAAUUCGGUCGAUAGUUCCUGUUUGCUUUUAGUAAAGUGGUCGAAUAGUGAUUGUAGAACAAUGAUUGGAAAACAAUCGCGAAUGUUUUUCUUGAUAUCGCUGUGUGGGCUCAUGUUAGCGAUUUUACUUGCGACGUGGGGUAUACCAAAGAUUGUCAGAAACCAAAUACAAAAGAACGUCCAGAUUGAGCCGUCCUCGCAGAUGUUCGACAAGUGGCGGAAGCUGCCGAUGCCGCUCACGUUCAAGGUCUAUGUGUUCAACGUCACCAACGCCGAGGACAUCAGCGCCGGCGCCAAGCCCGAGCUCGAAGAGAUCGGGCCCUACGUCUACAAGCAAUACAGAGAAAGGACAAUUCUCGGCUACGGUGAGAAUGACACGGUGGAGUACAUGCUGAAGAAGACCUUCGUAUUCGACCAGAAGGAGACGGGCGCCUUGUCGGAGGACGACGAAGUGACUGUCAUCAACUUCACUUACAUGGCGGCUCUGCUACAAGUCCAAGAGCUGAUGCCGGGUCUGGUAGGAAUGAUCAACGGGGCGCUAGAGGAGAUGUUCACCAACCUGACGGACCCGUUCCUGCGGGUCAAGGUCAGAGACCUCUUCUUCGAUGGGAUCCACCUUAACUGUGUAGGAGAAAACUCAGCCUUAGGUUUAGUAUGUGGAAAAAUGAAAUCCGAUAAACCUGCCACAAUGCGUCCCUCUGAAGACGGAAACGGCUUUUACUUCUCCAUGUUUAGUCAUAUGAAUCUUACAGAAACCGGCCCAUACAAGAUGGUGCGCGGUACGAAAGACAUCCAGGAGCUCGGUCACAUUGUUUCUUACAAAGGCAAGAAAGCGAUGAAGAACUGGCGGGACCCGUACUGUAACCAGCUGAACGGGUCUGACGCCUCCGUCUUUCCACCGGUUGAGGGCUCUCCUCCUAAACGGCUGUAUUCCUUUGAACCCGAAGUAUGCAGAUCUCUGUACGCCAAUCUAGUCGGCCCAGCCACCGUUUUUGACAUAAAGGCGAUCUACUACGAAAUAGCUGAAGAAGCACUGGCAGCUAAAACUGCGAACCGGGAUAACAAGUGCUUCUGUAGAAAGAACUGGAGCGCCAACCACGACGGCUGCCUACUGAUGGGCGUUCUGAACCUGGAGCCGUGUCAGGGCGCGCCUGCGCUGGCGACGUUGCCACACUUCUACCUCGCCUCCGAAGAACUACUGGAGUAUUUCGCCGGAGGCAUCAGUCCGGAUAAAGAGAAACACAACACAUACGUGUACCUUGACCCGAUAACCGGUGUUCUAUUGAAAGGCGUCAGACGUCUACAGUUCAACAUCGAACUCCGGCAGAUAAAGGGGAUCCCACAGCUGGAAAACGUGCGCACGGGCGUGUUCCCGUUACUCUGGAUCGACGAGGGCGCAGAAUUGCCGCCAGAAAUCCAGCAGGAGCUAAAGCAGUCCCACACCCUGCUGGGAUACGUGGAGAUGGCGCGCUGGAUCCUGCUGUCCAUAGCCAUAUUAGUGUUACUAGCCAGUCUGUUCAAGCUGGCGAGAAGCGGCGCUGUCCCGAUGUGUGGACAACAUACUAAUUCUGUCAGUUUCGUGCUGUCCGCUACUGGUAAUGGUAAUAAAAUGCACUGAGU